Pan troglodytes (chimpanzee) is the source of this 1108-nucleotide messenger RNA. RefSeq names its product phosphatidylinositol glycan anchor biosynthesis class F (gene PIGF). Gene Ontology annotation, biological process: GPI anchor biosynthetic process. The coding region runs from base 151 to 771 and encodes 206 amino acids. The record is from RefSeq and is a predicted model, not a curated record. Lineage: Eukaryota; Metazoa; Chordata; Mammalia; Primates; Hominidae. Gene Ontology annotation, cellular component: endoplasmic reticulum membrane. The transcript has 7 exons.
GCGAUUGGCUGUUAGGCCGUGGGUCUCCGCCCUACAGCCCUGCGCCUGCGCGUGGGCCUGGGCCGCCCGUCGUACCUGAUGGUAGGAGGCAGUAGUUCCCCGCUUCCCUUCCGCGGGAGGGAGAGUUAGCUAGCCAUCCAAGAAAACACCAUGAAAGAUAACGAUAUCAAGAGACUACUGUAUACCCAUCUUUUAUGCAUAUUUUCAAUUAUCCUAAGUGUCUUCAUUCCAUCACUCUUCUUGGAGAACUUCUCAAUAUUGGAAACACACUUGACAUGGUUGUGCAUCUGUUCUGGUUUUGUAACUGCUGUCAAUCUAGUACUAUAUUUAGUAGUGAAACCAAAUACAUCCUCUAAAAGAAGUUCAUUAUCACACAAGGUAACCAGAUUUUUGAAAUGCUGUAUCUACUUUCUUAUGUCUUGUUUCUCCUUUCAUGUAAUUUUUGUUCUGUAUGGAGCACCACUGAUAGAGUUGGCAUUGGAAACAUUUUUAUUUGCAGUUAUUUUGUCUACUUUUACUACUGUGCCUUGCUUAUGUUUGUUAGGACCAAACCUCAAAGCAUGGCUAAGAGUGUUCAGUAGAAAUGGAGUUACAUCCAUAUGGGAGAAUAGUCUCCAGAUCACUACAAUUUCUAGCUUUGUAGGAGCAUGGCUUGGAGCACUUCCUAUUCCACUGGAUUGGGAAAGACCAUGGCAGAUGACAGUAGAAAGAAAACGUAGCACUUAUAGAUCUCUCCAUGUACCCUGCAGGGGGCUUGGUACUGUGAAAUGAGUAACUUAAUCCUGACAACCGUAGUGCAAGGUAUGGCCCAUCUCCUGUACGCUUGGAGCGACCUUUGGCUACGUGGCUGGCCUUGUUAUUUCACCACUCUGGAUAUACUGGAAUAGAAAGCAACUUACAUACAAGAACAAUUAACUGGAGCAAAGGGAGAUAUUUCUUUGUGCAGAUUCCGUAAGGGCUGUGCAGAAAUGUGUAUGGUCAAAGCCAAGCAGUUCCAUUUACAGCUCUGUUUUUUAUGUAGUUACAACAUGAUGUGAUUGUAGCUUUUUAAACUAUGAAACCCCUGAGAGAUUGUACCUUCUAGUUGAAAUAAAGUAUUUAUAAUAGA